GUGCGGAAUCGAGGGGUGGCCGAAAGAGGCUAGAUCCGAAUCGGCCCGUAGGCUUGUUUUCGACCUUCCCGUUCGAUGUUGGCUCGGGUUGAUAGAUCGACGUGAAGAUUGCGGAAACCCGACACGAGAUCACGACAUUGUAUUCCAUAAUAACCAGGAUCUAUCAGAGAAAGGAAGAGCGUCUAUUCGCGCCGUUAUCUCCGACGCUCGAAAUUUUCCAAACCUCCUCAGAUGUCCCGCGCUGAUGACCGGCACGAACAGCAGCAAUGGGAGCAACCAUGCAUCGCCUUUGAUCAGCAGCAACACGACCCAGCAUCACCAGUAUAAUACGUUUUCUACGACAAGGAAUCCUACGGCUCAACAUUCUGAGGGCGAUUCAGGAUCAAAUACAGCAGGCGCUGGAAGCUCAUCAACAAUGGAUCAUCAACACGACGCCUCGACAUCGCCUUCUGGCAAAGACCACGUCGAAGUUGGAGUCAACACCAACCUAUAUAGCAACAGACAUGAUCGUGCCGUCUCGGACGAUAACGAACAUGGCGGCGACUUCCUCACGGAGCUCGAGAAUAGCCGCCUCCAACGCGGUCUUCACCAACGCCACAUUCAGAUGAUAGCCAUUGCCGGCGCCAUCGGAACAGGACUCUUUCUCGGUCUCGGAAGCUCCAUCCAAACGGGAGGACCGCUGGGCGCGCUCCUGGGUUAUGCGACAGUCGGGUUGAUUGUCUGCGCCGUCCAAUUCGCUCUCGGCGAGGUCGCUGCUCUUCUUCCUGUCACAGGGUCUUUUGUGCGACAUGCGGAAUUCCUUGUCGACCCUGCUCUCGGCUUUGCAGUCGGGUGGAACAUCGUGUACGGCAAUUUGCUGUCCGUUCCGGCUGAGAUCAGUGCCAUUUGCGUGCUUUUCCAAUAUUGGACCGAUAUCAAUUCGGCGCUGUUCAUCUGCAUUUUCAUUUUGAUCACUUUCUUGGUAGGCAUCUCGUUUGUCGGCAUCUAUGGCGAGGUAGAGUUUUGGUUUGCCGUAUUGAAGAUUCUUCUUUGCAUCUUUUUGAUCAUUUUCGGACUUGUGGUGGAUCUAGGGGGGGUGCCAGGUGUCGAGCGUAUCGGGUUUAGAUAUUGGAAGAACCCAGGACCGUUUGUUGAACACAUAGCUACUGGGAGAUGGGGCGAGUUCCUGGGUUACUGGUCCGUCAUGACGAGCGCGGUAUUCAGUUUCGCCGGCGUCGAAAGUCUAGCCAUGGCCGCAGCGGAAACGCAAAACCCACGCCGCAACAUCCCAAAAGCAUGCAAAAAGGUUUUCGCGCGAGUCCUAAUGUUCUAUAUCCUUGCCGUCCUCGUCGUCGGCAUGAUUGUCUCUAGCGCCGACCCGCGCCUCGAUGAAUACACCGGGAACGCAGCCAUGUCACCCUUCGUGAUCGUCGCUUCUUCCGCCGGCAUCAAAGCGAUUCCCUCAGUCGUGAAUGCCGUCGUCAUCACAUCCGCCUGGUCCUCCUCCAAUCAGGCCCUUCUCUCCGGGACCCGCGUCCUCUACGGUCUCGCCAUCAAACGUCAAGCCCCCGCCAUUUUUCUGCGUACUACAUCCUGGGGCGUGCCAUACGUAUGCGUAAUCUUCAACACUUGCUUCAUGUUUCUGGCUUUUAUGUCGCUGUCGAGCGGCGCUACUACUGUGUUCUAUUGGCUUGUUGAUCUUACGGCUGCUGGUGUCCUCGUUUCAUGGUCUUGCAUACUGCUUAAUCAUACUCGCCUAUGCGUUGCUAUGCGUAAACAGGGCAUCUCGCGCCGCGAACUCCCGUUCUACAAUUCUUGGACCACCUGGAGUUCGCCGGCCGCGUUGGUCGCAUGUCAGCUCAUUCUUUGGACUGGCGGGUUUUCGGUAUUCACCAAGGGCGGAUGGGAUCCUGCGUCGUUUGUCUCGGCGUAUUUAGAUAUCCCCCUCGUCCUUACUGCUUUCCUCAUCUACAAAUUUGGGAAGAAAACAAAGGUGGUUGAUAUGUCUACGAUCCCCAUUCGCGCUGCUCUUGACCAGAUUGCGCGCGAGCCUGAGGUGGUUACCGAAGCAAGGAAGAAGGGAUGGAGGCGUGCAGUGCGUGUGCUAUGGGAUUGA
This is a messenger RNA of Periconia digitata, 2095 nucleotides long. Lineage: Eukaryota; Fungi; Ascomycota; Dothideomycetes; Pleosporales; Periconiaceae. The record is from the annotation of a GenBank genome assembly.